Molecule: messenger RNA, 2659 nt
Organism: Mycetomoellerius zeteki
Lineage: Eukaryota; Metazoa; Arthropoda; Insecta; Hymenoptera; Formicidae
Exons: 12
Coding region: 67-2556 (829 amino acids)
Source: RefSeq, a predicted model, not a curated record
CUGGAAGAUGAAAGUCUUAAUCUCGAUACAGAAUGCUUACUGCAAAGGCUAGAGCAAUGUUUUUCCAUGUGUCCAAUUGAGUUGCUCGACGAGAAAAUUUUUAGAAAAGUUUUGUCGGAAGCUCAGUACUUUCUGUCGCAGGUCAUAAAAGCCAUAGAUGACAUAAUAAUAGACGAUAAUACGGGACUCGAUGAUUUGGAUGGCAUCAAGUAUAAAUUGCAAAUUUGCGAUGGACUUCUCGCUUUUUGGAAGAAAUGCGUGGAACGCGUUUCUGCCCUUGAAAAAGUUCAAGCUGCCUAUGUAGCAUCGUUAUGCAAUAUUCUACCAGAAACGACAAGAAUGAUUUUUGAGCAUUGCAAAGCCAGUCCAAAAUAUGGAGCGCUAUUGAGCGGUGCGAUGCAAGAAUUGAAGAAUCUGUUUGCGAAAGCUAGCGAGGUCUUCAAGCUAUUCUUUGCCACUUUGAACGGCGUAAUCGUCUUCGACACGGACGUGCAAUCGGAAACGGAGCUGUUGACGAAAGUGGUCGAUGCUUACGGUAACAUCGCUUCUAUUGCGAAUGGAAUGGAUACCAAGACAUUUGUUGAGUUAUCCGAGGCAUUUGCUAAGCUGGCCAUUGUUCAUCAGAAUGAAAUCAAGUCAAAUAACAUCAUGACAUAUCUCAUUCGAAUGACGAAGGAAACGUCUUGCCUUUUUUCCGUCAUCAAGGACCAGAACGAUAAAAGCGCAGAACGAAAUGUAAUGGUUGCUAUGCGCUUGCUGAGAAUCCUCGAGAAAUUAACAUCAUCUUACGAUGCCUCUCUCACACAUGAAAUGAUAUCAGACUUAAUAGAACUUUUGGCACGAAUACACGGAUACUGCUGCUUAACAAAAGGUAGCGAAAAAACAAUCUUGGCUGGCGCUACGUCUUUUUUAAGUAUCAUUUUUAAUCAUAACGAUUUCAAACAGGUAUAUUUUGAAUACGGAAAGCAAAUUGUUCCACGUGAUCAGUAUGUACAUAGAUUAAAUUAUCAUUUACUGACAAUUGCUAUCAUGAAGAAACUAAAUGGCAUGCCAUAUGAACACCACUGUAAAUGGUCUUUAGGCUCAGAUUCGAUUUUGGACGUUGCUUUCACAUUUAUAGAUUAUCUUGAAGAAGAAAUUUGCGCUGAAGAUCUGCGACUGCCAGGCGUUUGCGGGAUUGGCGAACGGAUACGUUUCGUUAACAUUUACGAAGCGACUCUGGUAUCCGUUUGCAAUUUGGCUAGUCAGAUUCCUCCGGAAGGCUUCCACGCACUUGAACUGCUUCUACUAAAGCAUUUACUGUCCGGUAAUUUUUGGAGUUCCCUAUUAAGCUCGGAUGUUUGGUGCUUCAUUGGCAGACUCGGCUCUUCACAAUUGUGCGUCGAUCAUAUUAAACAUUUGAUUAAAGUUUCUGCCGCCUUGAUAGAACGACAUGAUAGCAUAGAAGCAAUUAUGUUAAAUAAUAUGAUCAUCAGAUUGUACGAUUUACUGAACGAAGACAUGAAAUCCACUGUGUUUGAUAACCUUAUCAACCUGGAUACAGAUUAUUAUGCUUCUAUCCUAUAUUUUUUAAUGGCAAAAACCAAAUCUCUUUCAUCGGAACGAUUAAAGCAUAAAAUCGAGGAUUUGCCGAAAGCUUUCUUAGAUUUGUAUACUCAUCCUUCUACUUGUAAUUGGAAACGGCUUGUACAAAUCAUGUCCGUUAUGAUAGCGGUAAAUUACAGUGAUAACAGGGAUGUUAUCAACGUUCUAACUAAAAUAUGGAAUUUCAUUGCAAGUGCGAUUAUCGAAUGCGAGGAUAAACAACUGGAUCUACUAUCCAAUUUAGUUGUUAUCUUGUUGGACGCUACUUGUCUCAAAUAUCUUCAUGAUGACAGCUUUUGUACGGUUCUUACAUCUAUCACAACUUCAUGCGUCCAUCUACCGCCUCAAGGCAAGAUCAAAAUCUGUCAUUUUUUACGACAGAAUGUCGAGAAUCUCGGUCGUUGCAGUGUCCAAAAUGUUACGUCUACUUUGAUUGAAUUGUUCAGUCAUAUACUAGAAGACGAGGAUCCUUGGGUACGUCAAGAAGCUCUGGAGACCUUUGAGCACGUGGGACAUAUGUGCUUGGAGCAGCUAGUCGCCGAAAUAGCGAAGGCUUUAGCAAAGAUAUUCGGCAUCAGCGAUAUUAUGCAAGCCUACUUAUCCUCGAGACCAUACUAUGUUUUCAAGGGUUUUACGAAUAUACAAGAUUAUCUUAGAUAUUUGGCUAAAACUAUUCAAAAUCAUGGCGAUGAACACAGAUGCCAUGAGUACAACGAAAUUCUAAUAAUGAUAAACGAAUAUAAGGAAUCCGAGAGAAAAGACAAGAUGCUGAAGCUGGAUGAGGAGAAAAACUCGUGUGAAAUCAUCAUGCCAAUGUCAAUACAGUUGGACGAACAAGCAGAAAUACUGUAUAAAGGAUUGAUGAAGGUUUUAGAAGAUCAGGCUGUUAUCAGUGAGGCGAUGUGCAGAAAAUUGAUUACCAUUCUCGAAAAAAUUACCCGAGUUCAGAAAAACAAAAAUUCCCAGAACUGAUAGUUUAUUUUUGCGAUAUAAAAAUAGAUAAUAUAUAAUAUAUAGUCUCUAUCAGUGAUAAAGAUGAAGCGACAGUUUAUCAAAAUAGCAGUAAAGUAAUUGG